UGACAGCGUGUCACGUGGAUAUCGUCCUUGAGCUAUAGUGUCAGUGAAGUACCGAGGGUUCACACAAAUAUACUAAAAUUACUGGGUAUCGGAUGUUAGAAAGAGCGGAGAGCAAGACACAUUUUAACGGAUAAUAGUUAUACAAAGAUUUUCCAAUGCUGGAUAUAGUUCAAACCCAGGCGUGUUCAGCCAAUGGCAGAAUGGCAGUAGAUUUCACUUCAUAUCUGUUGGCAUCCAGUCCUCCGACACCAUCCUCGGGUUACGAUCUUCUUAGUUAUGCCUUCAGUCAACAGAACUCCCCAUUUACAACGGAUACGUGUGUAUUUAAAUGUAACGGAACAAUCGAAAGUAGCGCCAGUUUAAGUAAAAGACGGAACGGUCCACUUAAAUCCAUCAUCAUAAAAUCGGAAAGCUGUGAAACUUUCUCUAGUUCGGAGGAGACGACCCCAGUCAGUCCGCUCUCCCCCGGGAAGACGAGGAAAAAAGUGACAUUUGCUGAUCAUCAGGGAAUGGCCCUUACAGCAGUUCGUUUUCUCACAGAACCUUCAGAUGUCCCACCACGACUGAAACCAGAGGUAUUAGCAUCUUUAACACAAGGAGCAACUGCGGGUGCCAGUGUUGAACCUCCUCUGAAAUUACAGUUUACGCAACCGGCCUCGGACUAUCUAGCGUUCCGCGAUCGUUUGGAAAAAGAGUGUGUCUCUCUCGAAAAUGUGAUUUUGAAAGACUAUGCCGUUGUUGGCACCACAAAAGUUAAAAACAUUAGUUUCGAAAAGAGGGUGUUUAUAAGACUAACUUUAGAUUCGUGGGAAUCACACGAAGACGUUGAAGGAGUCUUUGUACCAGGCCCUGGUGAUUCUUCAGACAGGAAAAACAUUUUCGAUACAUUUUCGUUUGAAUUCAAUGUUCCCACAAACUUUGGCUUAGAUGAUAAAGUGGAAUUCGCAGUAGGGUAUGAAGCAAAUAAUCAGCAAUUUUGGGACAAUAAUUUUGGCACGAAUUACACAAUAGUUUCGUCUGAUUUUAAGGAAAGUCAUCACCAGCCAUCUUCGUUUCAUCGCGAGGAGAAGGUUAGUUCUUGGACCCAGUAUGCGUGUUGGAAUCAUGCAGAUAAUUCUACCCCCUACUGGUGAAACUUGAGAUCGGCUGUGUGGUAUCUAAGCUAUUAAUAAUCGACUCAUGUCAGCUGAUGGACGAGUCGAUAGAUUUCAAAGUCAGGGGUGUUUAGUACAAAACUCGAACGGCAAACAAGCCAUGAUUAUCAACUAAUAUAUACCAUACAUGUACUAAUUAAUGUACCGUGCUGUUGUCAAAGUGUUGUCACCAUAUUCAGCAAACAUCAUCAUUUGAAUCAAAGGAGAAUUGCAAAAAUUUCAGCUGAAGCCGUAAUAUAUGUAAUGACACUUUGAACAUAAGCAAAAAUAAUAUCUAAGAUGCAGUUAUUAACCUAAACACAGUGAUCAGUGUUAUUGUCCUGCAUGGAAUCUAAUCUUCCAAACUAUUUGAAUAUUUGUCGCAAUGAAAUAUGUAACACUAUCAGUGAAAUAUAUAGCUAUCGGUGAAAUAUUUAACACAAACGUUAAGAUAUUUGUCGCGGUGAAAUAUUUAACACAAACAUUAGAAUAUUUGUCGCGGUGAAAUAUUUAACACAGUGAAAUAUUGAAGUUUUAACACUAACAUGAACGUUAGAGUAUUUGUGGCAGUGAAAUAUUUAUCACUAACGUUAAAAUAUUUGUCACAAACGUUAAAAUAUUUGUCGCAGUUAAAAUAUUUGUCGCAGUGAAAUAUUUAACAUGAACGUAAAAAUAUUUGUCACAAACGUUAAAAUAUGUCACAAACGUUAAAAUAUUUAACACGAACGUUAAAAUAUUUGUCGCAGUGAAAAUAUUUAUCACAAACGUUAAAAUAUUUGUCGCAGUGAAAAUAUUUAUCACAAACGUUAAAAUAUUUGUCACUAUGAAAUAUUUAUCACAAACGUUAAAAUAUUUGUCGCAGUGGAAUAUUUAACACAGGUGAAUGUUGUGGUAUUUUGAACAAUAUCAACAUUUUCAACGGCAGGUAAUGGACAAAUAUUCACAUAGACCUGCUCGUGUAUUUGUGUUGAACUUGAAGGGAAAUUGAUGUUUCAUCUAGUUGUAUUUCCUAAUAUACCCCCAAUAUAUAUCUGCUUUAAUUCGAUGAUGUAGUGAGAUUGUUUUCUUUUUUCUGUGAUAUAAUGUGAAGAAUUGUCUAUAUUUUAUAUUACAUAUUGUCUAUUUUCAAACAAAUUAAAUAUUUAAUCAGAUGCUCUUUUGAGAAUUAUAUUAAUAUAAUUGAUUUGAUGAAAUAAAAGCCUUAGUGAUUUAUUAGUCCAGAUACAAGUAUUAGUUUAACCAGAGCUAGAAAUAAAAUCCCGCCUUUUUUAAAAUUUCUGUAAAAUCACUGCUUUGAUCCAAUAAAAUUCCGUCUUUAGAAGUCUUUUGUAUAAAAUCACUCUUUUGGUUCAAUAAAAGCCUUAAUUAAAGACUAAAUAUUUGCUUAUUGGCUAUCGAUAACCAAAGAUAAAGAAAAAUCCCCACGGUGUUUUUUAAAAAUAUUUUGGCAUGAAAUCCUUGCAUAAUUUUAUAUCAUACCAACCUCAUGUAUUAUUACAGCCAAUAGACAAAGAUUAUGUUUUAAAUAUGUUUUGUUAUUUACAGUAUUAUUGAUUUGUUACCUUUGAUAUUAUUAAAGCUAUUUUGUCCGGUAGCCAUUAUACAGGUGAUACAGGUGUUCUGGAUAAAUAAAUGAUGUAGUGUGCCAGGUAUGUGAUAUAUAGAAAGGUAUAUAUACAACCUAUCUGUACCCAGAAUAUCACCAUAUCUGAAUUUGACUUAGUGGGUGUAGCGCACUGAUUAAAACACAGAUCCUAUUUCGUUUCGUUUUUUAUAGUUCAAAAUUUUGUUUUACUUGUAUUUACUACACUAGGCUCUGGAAGAGUUGAUAUACAACUCGUGUUCUGGUUGAAGUGAGGGUUUAGUCAAUGAAACGGUCUGUUAUAGCGAGUUCUUGGCUUGCAACGCUGAUUGAUUAACCAAUGUCUGAAGUCAUGGGGACAAAAGCCUCUUUAGGACCCCUAACGCGACCUUCCAGUACAACCGGUCAGAUAUUUAUGUAGCGUAGGCCAUCGAAAGUAUAAUAAAACGAAACGAAAUAUAGAUCUGUAUUUUUAAUCAGAUUUGUGGGCGUAGCACACUGAUGGACUUACCAGAACUUGAUCUGAAUCAUGAUACUAAGUCAUAGUUGUAGUGGUGUUUUGUUUUAGCAAAUCAUUCUUACGUGCUUUAGUGUAGACAACAAUGACAAUUCAUUUAGUAGUAGUAUUAUGAUUCGUUAUGCAAACAUUUUGUUAUGUGACGUAUUUAAUUACCUUUUACUGUCCCUUUAAGGCCCCAAUAAUCAGGGCCCUGUUUCACGAAAUUUUAACUAAGAUAAAAUCAAAUCCAAAUUUUAGUAAUUUGAUUAGACAAUAUUAGAUUGAUUUUAGUGCUUAGCCAAUCAAAAUUGAAGUAUCUACUAAAAUUUGGAUUUUAUCUUUAGUUCAAAUUUCGAGAAACAGGGCCCAGGUGUAUUUACUUUGGCAAAACAAGAGAAAGGUUACCGUGGUUUCGCAGACUUACGGGUGGUAGGAAUAUCGCCUCAACCUUGUCUUAAGGUACGAAUGCCUGACUAUAUUUACCGCAGUCUAUAACGGAGACUCGUCGAUUGAGUUGCUAAGAGUGCAGUGUUAACCAGUUUUUGUCUGACUAUGUAAAGAUAGGGCAUACCGCUGGCUUUAACGGAGGCUAGUCGAUUGAGUAGCUUAGAGUGCAGUUUUUGUCUGACUAUGUAAAGAUAGGGCAUAUGUUCAAAGCUUUAAUACGUUUCUUUAUAAUUUUAAUUCUUGAACAAACUUACAUGUUAAAUAACGAGACGUUAUUUGUUUAAUGUAUUUCUUUGUCUGUCUAACUGAUUUUCUUAAUACCUUAAUAAAUUUAACCUGUGUGAAAAAAUUAAUUAGACGAUGUGAAAGUCAUCCUUAAGUCGUGUUCUUUUGGAGAAAAUGUCAGAGUAGAAUCUUAUUUAGUUUGCUUGUACUCUGUGAACUAAAAAAAAGGCCCCCAACGUUUAUGUUUUCUUUCCUGGUGGCAUUAAUAUCGGGCAUUAAAAGUAGGGCCUGCUUUUCCAAGAUGGAAGGUUUGUGCAGAAAAGGGGGAGGUUUUAUUAAACCCAAGUCGUUUAGCAGGGUCGACGCCAAUUCACUAGAACUACCUUAUCUUAAAGUGAAAAACUAAAUUUUGAACUGGAUCAAGUUUUCACUUUAAAAUAUCCCUUCUUAACUUAAGUAUUUAAUUGAAUGUGGACCCAUGUGAUGAUGUAAUAUUGUGAUAAAUUAAAGAAUUUAUGGGGACUGUUUUCGAAAUUGUAUUAAAAAUCCCCGAGUCCAUUAAUUAUUAUGUUUAUUAUGAAUUUAAAAUACGCGUACAAGUGUAUUUGUUAAUAGACUAUAGCAGAUAUUGCAGUGGUGGGCAAACUAUUUAGGUGAAGGGCCAAACACAAAGUUUUGAAACAAAGCGAGGGAAGUGACGUCAAUUAGGCAACUACGUCAUUGGGUGACGCUGCAAGCUAUAAAUAGCCCUACAAAGAUUAUUAAUCCUACAGAGUGUUCAGUUGGGGCCCAACAAUAAGUAAUUUCGAUUUUUUUUUAUUUCAUUUAGAGAUAAAAUUACUCAUAAAUUUUCAAAUGUAAUGGAAAGAGUCUGGCGGGCCGGAUGACGAGGCUUCGCGGGCCGUAGUUUGCCCACCACUGAUUAUUAUUAUUGUGUUAAAUUAGAGUUAACCCCCCAUUGAUGGAUGGACUGGUUAAUCGGGUAUCCUGGAUGUUACGUAGACUGGAUAACCUGUUCUAAUACAUCAGACUCGCUCCUACGUCACUCCUUUUCUGACUUGCAUAUUGAAGUCAGUAUAGCGUAGUGACGUAUGAACCAGCCUGACGUCAUUUAGAGCAGGUUAUCCAGUCGAUUAUCUGGAUGAAUUAUGUGGAAAAUGGCGGUGCUAACUUGUUUACCAUAUAAGGAGUGUAUACUCAUUAUUUAUAAACAAUACUAAUUAAUGUAUAUAGAGGUAUGAUUCGUUUUGUAAGAAAAAAAAACUGUAUGUAUCUUUGUAUGUAUGAAGUUAUUUCAUGUUAAAAAUAAACGAAUGUGUAUGUGCAUAAUAUUUAAUAAAUGUUUUUUUAUUGUU
This is a messenger RNA of Patella vulgata (common limpet), 5241 nucleotides long. RefSeq names its product protein phosphatase 1 regulatory subunit 3B. Gene Ontology annotation, cellular component: protein phosphatase type 1 complex. The transcript is spliced from 2 exons. NCBI's taxonomy places the organism in Eukaryota, Metazoa, Mollusca, Gastropoda, Patellidae. Bases 156 to 1133 code for a protein of 325 amino acids. Gene Ontology annotation, biological process: regulation of glycogen biosynthetic process. The record is from RefSeq and is a predicted model, not a curated record. Gene Ontology annotation, molecular function: protein phosphatase 1 binding; glycogen binding.